Messenger RNA from Puccinia graminis f. sp. tritici CRL 75-36-700-3, 2178 nucleotides. RefSeq lists its product as uncharacterized. Gene Ontology annotation, biological process: magnesium ion homeostasis. NCBI's taxonomy places the organism in Eukaryota, Fungi, Basidiomycota, Pucciniomycetes, Pucciniales, Pucciniaceae. The record is from RefSeq and is a predicted model, not a curated record. Gene Ontology annotation, cellular component: intracellular membrane-bounded organelle. The transcript has 5 exons. Bases 1 to 2178 code for a protein of 725 amino acids.
AUGUCAGAAGCCCACGAUGAGCUGACUGAUGAACCUCCUAUAGGGGAGCACACUAUAACCAACUCCACUCUCAAAAAAAGAUAUACACCCCACCCUGUUGCAUUACAGUUACUGGCCAUCGCCUUGUUUUUCCUUUCUCAGCUCACCAAUUAUGCAAGCGCAACCUCGAUCGGCCAUCAAUCUGGGCCGGCCGGUGAGCAGCCCAGCCUGGAAAGGCGCAAGUCGAUUCCCCACAAUGUCACUCACAACUUGAACCAGUCCACCAACGCGGUGGCCAUCGUCCUAAUUCCUGUCCUCGUCCUCGCCUCUGGUCUCUUUGCAGGAUUGACGAUAGGAUACAUGAGUUUGGAUUCCACUCAGCUGGCCGUCCUCGCUAACAGUGGGACGCCUGCACAGCAAUUACUCGCGCAGAAGGUGGCUCCAUUAAGAGCAAAAGGUCACAUGCUUUUAAUUACUCUUUUGAUAGCCAACAUGAUCGCAAACGAGACCCUCCCAAUAGUAACCGAAAAAGCUCUCGGGGGUGGAAUCCAAGCCAUCAUCAUCUCCACCGUGUUGGUGAUUGUGUUCAGCGAGAUCAUACCGCAGACGGUCUGCGCGACCUACGCACUUCGGAUAGGUGCAUUCUGCGCCAAACCAGUCCAGAUUCUCAUCUACCUUUUUUACCCUAUAGUCUGGCCCAUCUCUCGGUUAUUGACUAAGCUUAUAGGGGAACACUCGGGGGUCAUCUACCGGCCCUCCGAGCUGAAGGAACUCGUCAAUCUCCAUGCGCGCAAAUCUGAGCACGGCGGCGAUCUGGCCGAGGAUGUGGUGACGAUCAUCGGCUCGGCAAUCGACCUACAAGAACGCGUCGUCCAAGACUCGAUGACCGCACUCGACCAUUGCUUCAUGCUCAACAUUGAUACUCAGUUGAACUACAAGACUAUGUCCGCUAUCCUGACCAGUGGCCACUCUCGAAUCCCAGUAUACGAAAACGUGAUUACUCCUUCUGGCACCGGUCGUAAGAUUGUUGGCGCUUUGUUGACCAAGCAAUUGAUCCUGAUCGAUCCAGAAGAUGGGCUCCUCCUGCGGGAAUUUCCACUGAACCCAUUGCCCCACGUGGCCAGUGACAUGCCGUUGCUCAACAUAUUGAAUAGCUUUCAAGAGGGUCGUAGCCACUUAGCCGUGGUCUGUCCACCAGCCAAUAGCCUAGCGCAUGUUGAACUGAAUGAGCCUAAGGUAGAAAAGAAGGGCAACUCUGGUGAGACCAGUAAACGACCCUGGUGGAGUUCGAUCUUCAAACGAAAGCACGGAUCAUCUUCGCCGAUCAUCUCCCAGGGGAAUUCUUCCGAGGCGUUUACGUUAAUGUCUGCUGUCCAGCCCUCGAAGGCAUUAUUGACUGACCAACCGCUCGGAAUCAUCUCGCUGGAAGACGUGCUCGAAGCGCUACUCGGCGAGCCAAUCUAUGACGAGACCGACCUCGACGAGCAUGGUCACAUGGCUGUGCCGCCUUAUGUGCCACCAGAAGCUGCGUUCGCGCUGAGGAAGGAACCCUCGUUUUCGUCGCCUUCCCCGGACUAUGAUUCCAAGUCCUCCUCGUAUCUGUCCGCCGGUUACGAGAACCAGGCUGAGAUUAUCUCGUCUAACGGGCUCUCAUCCAAAAGAGCUGCCCCAUCACACCAGGUCUUCGACUUCGAGCGCGCGCAAGUCAAGCCUCGCUCGAUACCCUCCAACCUCGGCAUGCUUGACGAAUCCCAGCCCACCAGGACGAACAAUGCUGACGGUGGAACCCGGAUAGCCUCAUUGUAUGCCCAAGCAAUGUCGGCGCCCUAUUCCGGGGUUCCAGGCGGGUCCGAAGUCGUCGAUGUGCAUGUGCCAGACAGAGAGGUCGACCUGCAUCGUGGGUUCACUUCGUCGAGCCGAAAGUCAUCCUUGCGUCAUCACCAGAACCGAACUGUCGUAUCGAAAGACCUUCACGCAGCAUCUGUCAAUGAAACUAGCCAAACCGAUCGCGAGCCGACGGGAACCGUUCCCUAUUUGAUGAGCCCUACAGAAGAUAACUCUAAUUUCUUGGGACAGCCUUCAGAUCUCAGAGAACUCAAUCCUGAUGGAUCUCCGGAUAGGACGACUUCAGUCUUCCAAGCAGGACCAGACCGCACUGGUUUGCACAAAGAUAAGAGCCCAACUCAACAAAAGCGUUGA